Messenger RNA from Labrus mixtus (cuckoo wrasse), 3878 nucleotides. RefSeq names its product opioid growth factor receptor-like 1 (gene ogfrl1). The coding region runs from base 150 to 1331 and encodes 393 amino acids. Gene Ontology annotation, molecular function: opioid growth factor receptor activity. The transcript is spliced from 7 exons. Gene Ontology annotation, cellular component: membrane. NCBI's taxonomy places the organism in Eukaryota, Metazoa, Chordata, Actinopteri, Labriformes, Labridae. The record is from RefSeq and is a predicted model, not a curated record.
UUUUUUCUGCCAUUUAAAAGCUCCGCUGUGAGGGCAAUGUGAGCCCAUCGCUUUGCGGACCGACAUACGAGGUAGUGAGUUAAAUAAUGUAGAAUUUUUUGUGCAAAGCAGAGGACAGUCGAAGAGGGAAGGUGCUACAUGUUUUUUAGAUGGGAAAUCUGUUGGGCAGCUGGCGUUUCAAGGAGCCGAGCACCGUUGAGGAAUGCGACUCGACGUGGGGGUCGGACUCCGAGAGCGACGAGCCGGCGGCGGAGGAUGACAGCGGCGUCUCCGACUCCAUCAGCCCGGCGGAGAGCGAGCGGGCCGCCGGAGACUCGUCUCCGCAGCUGACUGGAUCCCCGGAGUCUGUUCCAAAGAUGAAGAGGAGUUUCUACGCUGCCAGGGAUCUCUACAAAUACCGUCAUAGCUACCCGAACUACAGAAAGUCUCGGCAACCCAACGAGUACCGUAACCUGCGCUUCUACCUGAACAAGAUCCCUCUAGUCCCUGAUGGUAUCUACAUCGAGGAGAUUCUGACAAAGUGGAGAGGCGACUAUGACAAACUGGAGCACAAUCACACCUACAUUCAGUGGCUGUUCCCAUUGAGAGAACAAGGGCUCAACUUCUACGCACAUGAGCUGACUCAGGACGAGAUCAAAGAAUUCCAAAGCACUCGGGAAGCCAAGCGCAGAUUCCUGGCAGCUUACUCCAUCAUGUUGGACUUCUAUGGGAUCAAACUGCUGGAUAAGAGCGGGAGUGUUGCUCGGGCACCCAACUGGCAGGAACGCUUCCAGCACCUUAAUGAGUCCCAGCACAAUUACCUGCGGGUCACGCGCAUCCUGAAGUCCCUCGGCGAGCUCGGCUACGAGGCGUUCAAGGCCCCGCUGGUCCGUCUGUUCCUGCAGGAGUCGCUGUACCACAACACCCUUCCCAACAUGCAACACAGCGUCCUGGAGUACUUUGUCUACACCAUCCGCCUUCCGGCCACCCGCAGACGCCUGCUCCGCUACGCUCGCCAGCAUUACAGGCCCGCCCACGCCUUCCUCUGGGGCCCACCGCCUAAAAGGAGAGGUGGGGGUGGCGGCGGAGGGAGCGUGGGUGCUGGAAGUAGUGGGAUCAGAGCGCCUGCGCCAACGCCAGAGCCGCAGAGGAGGGGGGAGGAGAGCAGCCCGUCUGCAGGUAGAGGGAUUAUUGUGUCUUCCCAUGAUGCCAUGAUGUGCCAGGAGCUGAUUGGAGCAGGGCUGAAGGGUUCUACAGGACUGGGCUCCAGUAUGAGCGGACUGGAUGGAGCGUUGAUGAUGGCGGGGGCUAGAGGAGAGAUAAAUGACUACAGUGAGACUUUUCCUUUGUAGAGACCGGGGGGGUUCGAUUGUUAUCAAGUAAACAAACAGCUGUAUUUUUAAUUAACUGGUUUAGAUGUAGAGAAACAAUCUUUGUUUAUGCCGGAGCUUUCUGAAGCUUUCUGGAUUAUCAUGUAGGUACUAAAACACAUUUAUAAGUGUCAUUAGAAACAAUCCAGGUUAAGGGCUUUUCAUAAAAUACUAUGAAGUAUUUCUUUUCUGGUCAGCAGUUUAGCUGUUUUAAAUAAGGGGUAACUAACUUGCCUUGGUCCACAUCUCAGAACCAUCUUUCCUGAUCAGGGCUAGAUAUGAUCGACUUAGAAAGACUGCCUUAUUUCAUGUUCUGGUCUGGGACGGUCUCUGAAUUGAAAAGAGUUACUGAUACUAAACAACGCUUCAGAACUCAAGCUGCCAGCUGAUUGGCUCAUCUGUCUGGUCUUGGUUUGAGAAACUCAGUCCUGCGUACUCAUGAAAUUGUGCAGCGGCAAGCUGAGCUCACUUCCUACCGGCGAUGUGAAGUUAAAACUACAAUGUGAAGAGAGGGAGCAGGACCAUUAUGUGGUGUUUUUUAUUUUUUUUUAGAACACAUUAAUAGUGUGCGGGCUAGUUUUAUCAUAGCAAUACUCUGGACUUUAAAUCCUCACUCUGUUGUUAAUAAUAAGAGGCACAAAUCCAUAUUUAUCUGCACUGCAAUUUACUUGUACAAAAGCUGAACGUAGCCGCUCCCACAUGAACUGUACAUAACAUAACAAGAGCAAAGAAGUGGACUAUUUUGUGACGAGAUAUCUGUAGGAAACAGUGAAGAUAUCACCAUAUUUAUACAGCGUCCAUUUUCCUUCAACGCCAAGCUCAAAAUGCUGGCAUCCAAAGGAUGAUGUCGUGUUUCUGUGUUCUUGGUUAUAAGUCUUCUAAACGUUGAGAAUCUAACAAAUCAGUAUCACCUCAAGCCUUCCUGGUAACACAAUAGAAAAGGGAAAUGAUGGACCGACCUUUGGCCGUGUUUCAGAGUUAACUUCAUAACUAUCAGUGUUGCGGUUAAUAUUAGAAAUGUUUAAUGAAAUGCUGAAAUAAAGCACAGCAGUACGACAUCAUCCUCUCCACACUGAGCGUGAUGUCUGAGGAAAAUGGAGUGUGUGUUAAUAUGGUGAAUAGAGCGGCUUUUAAGUGACAUCACUCCUCUGCUUAACUGACUGGCACAGUGGCGGUUCACUGGACUAAAUUAUUUCUGCUCAAGAUGGCUGAAUAUAACAGAUACCUGCUACUGUUGAAACAGCUAAAUACGCCUACUUACAUUUAAAAAAGACUCUAAACAGACCCUGCCUUGUGCCUCUCUGUGUGAGGCCAAACAGGCUGACAGAUGGAUAUCAGAACGUUGUCCAUGCAAAGAAAUGUUGCCCUUUUGAUUAGAUAUAAUGCAAAUGUUGAAUAAAGCAACAUAAGCUAACAGUAGUUAGCAUCAUACAAAACCCCCCCGCUGUGGUCUAAAGCUGCAACUUGUUAAAAAAAAAAAAGUCAAUUUCUAAUUACUUAGAACUAGCAAGAAAUUAUUUGAAAAUAUUCCAUGUUGCUGACAUUUUGAUGGCUUCUGCCUUCACUCCAUCUUUGUAGUCUCCCUUAAACUAAAUCGCUACAGGUGAUUUGACAUUUUGGUUGCAGUGAUGUCACCGCUGGAAUUAGUUUUUACCUUUAAAAAACAUCUUCUCCACUCAUGAUGUUUAAAUGAAAAGGUUUAUCUUCUCAGACAGCUGCCACUCAGAGUUGUGUGUCACCUAAAAGCCUCUCGCACUCAUCUUACAGAGGAGAUGGGACGUGAACUUUAACUGAAGUUAAUGUGAAUGAACGUGACGUGUAGUGUGUUGCACUUUUUUGACAAUCUGUGUCUUCCUGUCGAAAGCGCUGUAGGUUAGUGAAGGUUGUUUGUUUGGGGUAAAAACAUCAACAUAUAAUCUAAAAAUGAUCAGAAACAGAUGGAUUGUUUUCCUCAAGCCUACCUUUGCGAUUAGCUGUUUCCAACCAGGCUAGUUUGUGGUGAUGUAGUGGGUCCAUUUGUAAUCACUCUAUAGAAAUGUGUUAAUUUUAAUGCCAAAAAUACCCCUCUAAUUAUUUCCAUAUUACUCUACUUUAAUGGGUCACAUAAUUAGCAUGUAUGACGCUCCUCUGAAAGUGGAGCUUCUAUGUGAUUUAGCGUCAGCAGCUUCUCUAGUAAAUCAAGCCUUUUACUGACGAUCACCUCUGAUAUGUGAUGUUGAUAAGACAUCAAAUCAUCUCUCGCGUCAUGCCAGAGGCUCACAGCAUCACCUUACCUGUGUGUAGUUUUUUUUUUAUAAAAGACCAAUAUUAUCCUGAAACGUCAGGAAGAGAGCAUUUAUGGUCCUCUAGAGCCAAUGUUGACUUGGCAGAUGUUUAAAACAGGCAAUUCAAUUCUGGUAUUUUUAAACCUGGGACCUUUUUUAUUUUAUCUUUACAUGUUUUGGGGUCUUAAAUCCUACAGGUACAAUCAAAAUUCAACACUGGAUCAGCUGAUUGAUGCAACCAUCAGCACUCUGUAGAAAAUAAGCA